Messenger RNA from Homalodisca vitripennis (glassy-winged sharpshooter), 11195 nucleotides. RefSeq names its product F-actin-uncapping protein LRRC16A (gene LRR). Bases 115 to 3681 code for a protein of 1188 amino acids. Gene Ontology annotation, biological process: cell migration; regulation of Arp2/3 complex-mediated actin nucleation. The transcript has 30 exons. Gene Ontology annotation, molecular function: protein binding. The record is from RefSeq and is a predicted model, not a curated record. Lineage: Eukaryota; Metazoa; Arthropoda; Insecta; Hemiptera; Cicadellidae. Gene Ontology annotation, cellular component: lamellipodium; plasma membrane.
CUGGAAAUUCAAGCGAUUGAGAGCAAAAGAAACAAUCAGCUGAGCCUGACGGUUGGUGACAAGAUCUGGUCGUUCCUGACCAAUGAGGACCCAGGCAGUUCGGAGGUGGAUGCGAUGGUGCAGGCGUUGGCCACUGCCAUCCGGAACAUCUUCCCUACAGUGCCUCUCACGCACAUUAUUCGCAAAGUGGAGGUAGUGCCGGCGAAACGUAUAGCACACCUACGAGAAUCUGAGUUCACCCGAGCAUCAGAGGUGCGUGGGUUGGGACCUUGUGAUGGCUUCUCCACGCAGUAUGCGUGUAUGUGCGACUACCACACCAUGCCAUACAGAGAGGAGGUGGCGUGGGACGUAGACACCAUCUACUUAUCUCAUGACACCAGAGAACUCUGCUUGAGAGAUUUCGAUCACCUUGAUCCCAAGGACCUAGUACCAAUAAUCAGUGCUCUCGAGUACAACACCUGGUUCACCAAGCUACGAGCUAGCCACAUCAAACUGACACAUGAAGCCCUUGACAGGAUACUGCACAUCAUGAAGAAGAAUCUCACCAUAGAGGAGCUGUACCUUGACAAUCUCGCUGUCAAGUGGGAGUUUGCGCACAAGUUGUCGUUGUCUCUCAUCGCCAACAACAAUACUCCCCUACAUACUCUGGAUCUGUCUAACAACAUGAUCGAAGAUAAAGGUGCCUCUAGUUUGUGUGGAAUCGUUGCCAAACUCUGCCAAGGAGCCAGUCACCUGAGCACACCACUCUCCAAGGUAUCCAAGGGUCUGAUACACCUGAACGUGUCACAUUGCAGCCUCACCAGCAAGGGUGUGAACCAACUCGCACACGCUCUGUCCCUCAACAAGCUCAUGCCCAACACCCUCACCUACCUCAACCUCAGUGGCAACAACCUCAAGGAAGAUGUCAAUAACCUUUGUAAUUUUCUGGCUCAGCCAAAUCAAAUCACCCACCUUGAUAUCUCAGGCACAGACUGCACCCUGGAAACUAUAUUUGGCGCAUUAUUGCGUGGCUGUGCCACGAAUCUAGUCCACCUGAAUGUAUCCAAGAAUGCAUUCAGCACCAAAAAGGCCAAAGAAGUGCCUCCAUCAUUCAAACAGUUCUUCACUAGCACUCUGUCCCUCAAGUACCUCAACAUGUCCUACUGCAAGCUGCCUCUUGAGGCACUUAAGAAUCUGUUACUGGGACUGGCUUGUAACGAGUCCACCACUGACAUAGCUCUGGACAUGAGCUGUAAUAACCUGGGCUCGCAGGGGGCACAUGUGCUGGAGUCGUGCAUACACGGCGUGAGAUCCAUCGGGUCCUUGGACAUCAGUGAGAACAACAUGGAUAUGGAUCUGGCAGCUGUGGUUGUAGCAGUCAGUAAGAACAAGUCCAUCAAACAUCUGCACAUGGGUCGUAACAUGGCCAACAUGAAAGCCAAACAUAUUGCGGCCAUCAUGGACGCGCUAGUCACCAUGAUUCAGGAGGAGGAUUGUGUGCUGCAGACACUAGCCAUUCCUGACUCCAGGCUCAAGUCUGAUCUCUACAAUCUGAUCAACGCCCUGGGCAGCAACCAGUGCUUGCAAACCAUUGACUUCAGUGGUAACUUGAUGGGAGAUGCAGGCGCAAGGCUGUUGGCUAAGGCAUUGCAGAUCAACUCCAAGAUACGGAGCAUAACUUAUGACAGAAACAACAUCACGCUUCAGGGUUACGCUGAUCUUGCCUAUGCUCUGGAAAGCAACUACACUGUGAGGUACAUGCCACUGCCACUGUACGACGUCCUGCCAUGUAUGAAGGUCAAUGCUGACAAGACUGACACACUGAUGAGGAAGAUCCAGGAUAUCCUCCAUCGGAACGUUUCACCCAAGAAAUACAGCAACGGGCAGGCUUUCAGGUUACAACAGGGUUUCCUAUUGAGUUCAACCCAGCAGAUGGUGGACAGGCUAGUGCUUCAGACGCAGGAAACAAUACGAACGGUGGCACAGGAGUCCAUGGACAAGAACAACGACAUUAACCAUGCCACCAACCUCAUACAGGAUGCUGACAACUCCAAACAGUUGCUGCCCCGACUGCAUGAGGUGGUUCAGAGGUGGGAGGAGGCGGGAAACCCUAUUGACGUCAAGCUCAAACAAUUAUCGGAGGAACUGCACACUGUUAUCACUAACUACCUUCAGGAUGGCCUGGAGUGUAUGGUGAAGUGUGCAGGGGAACAGUGCCCAACAGUGCUGGCAAGUGAGAGAGUGCAGACUGAGAUACGCAAUACGUGCAGAGAGAAAAACUUCCUCGACCCGUCGUUCACGCAUAAUGCAGUACUGGAGUUGGCGGGCACACACAUCAUGAAUAAGAUCAAUGAACUGAAUCUGGCAGUAGCUGCUCAUGUCUCAGACAGAAUCACGGAUGAAGUCAUUGAAUCACUGUCCAAGUGCCACAAAUCUCUGCUGGGUGAUAUGUCCAAGAAGCGAUCGUCCACUCCAGAUGUACUCCGCACGAUGUCACGUAUCAGCUCCGACUCCUCACGCAAUGAUCCCAGCGAGAGCCUCGCCAUGUCCGAUGCUAGUCAACAGUCCGACCCCUCCCCUAUGGCCACGCCGCACCUGUCCACAAAACGCAAGAGUCUCCAUGGUCGCAAGCUGAGGCCCAAGUCUGUGGUUGACAACAUCGAGGGCAUGUCUGCGGAUGACAUCCCUGACCUCCUACCCUCCCUCCCCACCAGUGCUGAGGAAUCUCUGGACUCUGUGUGUGAACUCCCGCCACCUGCCCAACCACUACAGCACCUGGUGAAAGGCAGGCCUCGACGUGCCAAGACUCGUGCCCCCUCCCGUCCCACCUUACGACCUCCCACCCCUCUUCUGGAGGACACAGUGGACACGUUCUUCAACGUCACUCCCACUACACCACUAAUUUCACCCACUUCUGAAGACAGUGUGAGCUCAAGCCUCUUUCUGGGUGAGAGCGGAGGAGAUGCAACGGGGGACCACAGCCAUAAGGACACGCCCCGCUCUGUGUCCAGUGACAACCUCUCACCCUCACUGCUGCCCCGCCUCGCCCACUCGCCCAUCGCCCGCCGCUUCGCAAGUGUUGACAGUGGGAAAGAUGAUGGCAGUGGGGAGGAGAGUGAUGCGUCACGGUCCAGGAAAAGUAGACAGGAUGGUGAGUGCGAGUGCACAGGCCGGGUUAGGUCCUUGGCAGACUCACUCAGAUCUCCCAGCAAUGGGUUUCCCGCCCCCAAAUCACCAGUCUUCCGUCAAAUCAACGAUACAGGUAUGAGCUGCAAGGGCAGGUCCCCACCUCCACCCCUUGCACCUAAACCUCGCCCUUGGUCUAUGGCAGGCUCUGAUCGCAAGUCAGGGGACUUCUGCGGACUGCUGAGUGACGGCUCGAGCCCCAACACGUCAGCAGCGAACACUCCAGACUCGGGCGAUGCACUGGAGGACGGAGUAGACACAGCCAGCAUCGGCUCAGCCAGUAGUGACAAGCGUUCCGUGCGGGAGUUGGCCGCAAGUCUCAACAAGCACAGUGACAAGAAGCCAGAAUCAAGCAGUCAACCCCUCCACAAGCCCCGGCCUGCCUUCCAUUGUAACCCUACACUGGACAAGGUGGUGUUGACGGCACAUGAUGAGGAGAGUCGACAAAGACUCCUCGCCUUUGCCGCUGCUUCGGCCGCACAACACUUCCACUUUGAUGACUCCGUCGAUGUUUGACGUAUUGCGUAGUGGCGGUCACCAGUACGCAACAGUGCAAUACCUUCAAACUUUUACCACCAUACCGUAAUUUACUGCUAGAUUUUUCAAUACAGUAGCCACUAUAAUUUUUAUAAUUUCCUAGUUACCUAGAUUUAAUUGCUUUGAAAUGUAAGGUUUUUAAGACCAGCUCAAGAAUGGAGUAGGUACGUGCACGCUGACGUAUUAGUGCCUCCCAUUUUGUUUUGUUACAACAGAAACAUUUGAGGAUCUCUGAGUUUUGUCUGUAGUUAUGGAACAUGUCCGUCUAUAUCUCUUUAGUGUGCUGUCAAUGACAAGAUUCCUUAGGGAAUAAAAAUAAUUAAAAAGUUAUGAUGGUUAAAAUUCAAGUUUACCCAGUUAAAAUAAUUAUCACAUAUUUUAAUUACCAUACUCUCUUACCUACUUGAUCAUCUGAAUAACUAGUAUUUGGGAAAAAAAGUAUUCGUCAAAUAAAACACCACAUUUUCUGGGUUUUUACAUUCCAUGGAUUUAGGUUUUUAUGAUAAACCUUGUACAGUGAUAAUUGUUUUCUUUAUUUGUGCAACUCGGUUUGCAGUUAAUUAAAUACUUUAAUAAGUAUUACUAUAUUGUAUUUAAGAUAUUCCAUUCUGGUCAUAAUUUUACGUGAUGUUACUAAAUUGUUAUGUUUACGAGGCAUUGUUUAGUGCUCAUAUUUCAGUGUACAUCGAUUUUUUCUCAAUAUAUUUGUAGGUUGUGCUAUAAAAUAUACAUAGUUGGAGUGUUAAUUAUUAUUCCUGUUUAGAAAAUUAGUAGAAAAUGAAAGUGGCCAAAUUGUGAAGUGAAGCUGAUUAUAAAUGCAACUUUAAGACUCAUGAAUUAUGAUGUGGUUGGUUAGUUGUGCACAUUUAUUGUGUUUAAGGUGUUAGUCUAUAUCAGGCCAGCAAUAAUAGGUUUUUUAUAGUAUUGAGUAACAGAGUUUUUUUGAACUGAUAAAUCCUUUAACUUAUUUAUUAAUUGUGAACAGUUUUUAGUAUAAAACAGGAUCAAACAAUAAAUUUGACAUUGUUACAAAACACAACUAAUAACUUCAGCAUUACUUAAUCAGUAGUGUAGCCAAGCAUUUCAGAAGAAGUUGUAAAAUCUAUGAUUGUGAGUUUAUUGAAGUUUAAAUUAGCUAGUUGGCAACUGUAUGUUGGCUCUAGCGUAGAUUAAUGUUCUCCAAAAAAUUAUAUGUUCUCUUUGAUUAUAUGUUUGGGAACCAGUAUGAGUCCUCCAUACGGGAUUUUAACCCCCAUAACACCUCUUGGCUACAGCACUGUAAUUAAGUAUUGUGUAAUUUGUGUGAAAUCAUUCAUAGCCUGUACCACAUACAGAACAACAAUCUAGCUUACUUUAAUAAACCUGGUUUUACUGAUUAACACGCAAGCAUACACUACUAAUAUACCAAUUUUUUCAGUUUCUGUGAGGAAAAAGUUCUAGGUUUUUACUUUAUAGCCAGAGAAAGUGGGUAGAUCUACUGUUUUGUGAACUUGUUUGUACCCGUUUUUAUGUCUGAGUUUUAUAGAUGUUCGAUGUAUAAUUUGGUGUUGAAUGUGCGAAAACAGUUUCUUUUAAGAACAGUUUGAGUAUUAUUGUCUUUAUAAUAUGUAUGAAUUCAACAGUCGGAACAGAGACCAUGGUAGUUUGUCAUGAUGACAUAGCAAAUUCUGAAAUAAAAAUUCUUGCGCAUUAUUAAUGUCUGUAACGUGCAAACAUGUCAUAUAGUAUUCAAAUUUGAUUUAUGAAAAACAAAGUAACAAUGAAAGCACAAAAUACCAUCUAAACUGGCAUUGGCUUGUCGUACUGUGUGUCUUCUCAGAUGUCAAAUAGGCUUGCAUGUUAAAAGUCAACCGUCAAACCUGACCUUGCCUCCUCAGUUCCUAUUUUCAUCCCAUUUCUGUGAUUAACCUUAUUCAGUAUUACUUUGCGUUUUGUCCUUUUUUAUCUCUCUCUCUCGUAACAAAAAUCUUAAAUGUUUACUGUAUAAUCGCAUUUUUGUAUAUACUUUAAAUUCUCAUAUGCUAACAAAUUCACAUAAUUUCGUGUUAGCCGUAUGAGAUCCAAUAUCUUAAAUUUUUGUAAAUUAUGCAAUUGUUAGAGUUAUGAUUAGUUUAAUGGAUCUAUUAGUUUUAAAACAUUCCAGGGUCUUAAUUUAAACAUGCACCUGUUAAUUUUCAUAAUAAAUCUUAUCACUGUGAUGAAUAAUGCUUCCGUAUGUAAUUUUUUUGUCAUUCAAAAUUUAAAUUGUACUAAUAUCACUUACCAAAAUAUUAUUGUUAUGAGUAUAUAUUCUUUAUCACCAGCAAAGCAGUCAAAUAGAAAAUUGUUGAAAAUAAGUAAUUUUCACCUACAAAAAUAUUAAACUGAUUAAAUUAGAAAAUUUUUAAAACCUUAACUUCAAUACUAACUAUAUUGUGUUUCUAUGUUAUAUUCUAUAUCUAUUUCUAAUAUAUAUAUAUAUAUAUAUAUAUAUAUAUAUAUAUAUAUAUUUAUUAGAAAUAUUCUAAUUUCUAUUCAUUAGAAAUAAAUAUAGGAAUGCACCAACAGGCAGAAAAAUUCACCAAAAGUUCUUUCUAAAUCAUUUUCAUUUUUUUGUUAUAUCUUAUUCCAUGAGUUGAGGUGUAUUGACACACUGCAUACUGACUCACUAAAUCAGUAUCACAAAAAGCAUCAUCAAAAAAAGAAUGAUGAACAAUACUCUGAAAAAUAAGUAAGAACAUUGUGGUCCAUCUAACAACAAUCAAGCAACAUCCAUGGUUUCACUGAAACCAAUAUUUAACAUAAUUGAAAAUUAUUUAUGUACUAAAGAGUUUCUGAAAUUCUUAGCUGCAGGUGUUAAACUGGCAGGGAACAGGUGUUUAGACAAAAAAUCAUGAAAAACCUGGCAAUAACUUCUGCAUUGUGCUAAAAAAUCUGCUUUUGUUUGUGGGCAACUGAGACUUUAAAAUUAAAAAAUCAGUAGCAUUCUAUGUCGGUUUGAAAUUGUAAUAUGUAAUUUUCUCUAUAAGAAGAAACCACAUGUCCUAAAUAAAAUUUUAUCAUGUUGUUUAAAAAUGUAUAACAAUAAGAGAAAUCAAUAAUAUUUAACCUUAUCCCACCUACACUUAGAGGGUAACAUACAUUCAAUUUGGCACCUAAUUUCUUGUUAUAAAGUAGUGUCAUAGGAGAAUAUACAAUUGUUAUAAUAGUUACUAGUGGUUUAUAUGACUCUGGCCAUGAAUUCACUGGUAUGAAUUGUUUAAAUUUUAGAAAAUUUUCACUUGUACCACUACAUCAAUUUUUCUUCCUCCCAGGAUGUGGAGUGUAUGCAGUACACAAUUAUCAGUGUGUGAUAACUCUGUUUUAAGAGUGUUUAAAAUCUGAAUAUAUCAUGACAUGUAUAGUUCAGUAAACAAACAUGAUUUCCUUAGGUGCAUUAUAUUUAUAACACGCCAGCUGAUGCUUGUAUUUUAGAGUGACCUCAAAGUAAAGGACAACAACUUAAAAUUAAAAUAUUUUCAAAUCAGUUUUUCUGUCAGUUCUUGCAGGAAAGUAUUAAACUGAACUGUAUAGAAUAGGCUGAGGUGAAUUUCUUAAAAAAUAAUAGUUUACGACUUUCUAUUGGUUGCGUUGCUUUCAACAAAUGUGAAGAAAUUACCACAAUUAUCACUUUAAAGUUAGAACUUGUAGUUUCUUACUUCUACCAGAGUAAGAAAAUUGAGUCUAGAAUUGUCACCAUGCCAGUUUAACACACACUAAAUACUUUAUUUGCUACAUUGAGAACACACCAACCAAUACUAAUAACUUCAUUUUUGUGAGCCUUUCUAUAUCAAGGCCCUCAUAAAAAUACAAAGUUAUUAGUGUUGGUUGGUGUGUUCUCAAUGUAGUGAAUAAAUUAAGAAUAGCCAAUACAAGCUCCAUCUUCAACACACUAGAUCUGUGUGACUCAUUCACUUGUGAGUAUUUACUUAUUGAGGAAGGUGCAAAACCAACUUCGUAAGCUCAUUCCACAAUGAUAGUCAAACAUUGCUCCCAACUUCACAAUUGAAUUUUUCAAUCUUCACUAAAAGUGUCUUUUAAAACUCUAAUCGAUUUUUGUAAUAUUACAGUUUUAAAUACUGAGUCCUAGGUUAAAAGGUUGUUAGCAUUAUUAUAUUUUGUUGUUACAUUGUAUUUUAGUUUUGUUGUCUUGUUACUGAUAAAUUUCUAUAUUUGUUGUGUUGUAUUUUGAUUUGUUGAUUGUUCAUUUAUUAGUUAUGGUAGCUAUUAAUUUUGAAUUUAGUGAGCAUGUUAUUUUUAGCCAUAUUAUGUCUCAUAGUACUAAAGAUUUAAACUGUAAUCAAGUAAAUAUUUAGCUGUGUAAAUAUACACUGUUGAAAAGACAUUCCACUCUGAAUUCUAACAUCUUGUUUGUAUUUUCAUGUGGUAGCUGUUUCCAAUUUAUCUUAUUGAAGUUCGUACAAUAUUAUUGUAGUAAAAUACAUUUUUUAUAUUGUAUGUUAAUUCUUUUUUUUAAGUAAUAAAUGGAAAUAGCAUUUUACUGAAGUUGAGUCGUCAGCCAGUCAAGUUUCCACAAGAUUGGUAUUUUUAUUUAACAAAAGACACAGUACUUAUACUUUCCUUGUCCUGUAUAGUUAAAAGUAAUAAAGGCACAACAUACAUUAAUGUAUUGAUUUUACUUCGACAACUACAAGGAUAGAAAAAAUAUUUUACAUAAACUGUGAAGUUUGUAAAUUUAACAUCUAGUUAUUUUAUGCACCAAAAUAUUGGAUUAAACCAAUUCUUGGUUGUAUAUACAGUAUUUUUAUAACAUCUAAUAUUGAUGAUUCAACAAAUAACUUUUUUGCACUAAGAAGACAUUAACUAAUGUGUCAUUUUAAUUAUUUUGUAUAAAUAUACAUAGUUUGUAUUAUUUUUCGUUUUCUCAAAUAUAUUUUGUACUUCUCUUAUAAGGCUCCCAAAUUUCUUAUUACUAUUAAAACUAUAGUAGGUCUCGUCAUUGGUAUUAUUUUGCAACAUGUUUUUACAUCUCUACAUGUUUCCAACUAAUUAGAAUAUCAAGAAACUGAAUGGCAGAUAAUUUUUAAUCGAGUUUUUUUGGUGUUUUAUGUCAUACACAUAUUAUCAUUGUCAAAAAUCAUAAUCUUAAAGUUGGGCUACAAAAUAACUUUUCUAAUUGGUUUGCCCUAGACUGUACUCUCUAAACAUCAAUCAUCACAGUAUAUGGGGGUAGAAUAUUUUACUAAGAGUAUCCGUCACAACUUUUAGUAAGUAAAUGCGUUGCUGUAACUUUAACUCUUUCCACAAAAGAGCAAAGGGGUUCUCAUCAUCCACAAAGCUGCACAGCCUUCAAUGACAAGCGGAACAAUUCAGGUCAUUUCAAUAUUUACUUAUAAAUUAUUGUUGGUAAUGCUCAUUUUUGUUUUUAUCUAUGUUAUUUCUUUUAAAAUAUUUAUUCUUGUAGAAUGUAAAAUGGAUAAUAACAUGGAAUUGUCACAAUUACAAAAGUGCUAAACCCUUACUAAUGUAGUAAUGUGUUUUAAUUACAUAUAUGUUGUUCAUGUGUUGAAAAAUAACUUUUCCCAUCAGUUUUGACCAAGUAACCAAGCAAAAUAAAAUCCUGUUUUUUUUUUUUUUUUUUUUUUUUUAUCCAAAUUUAAUAACCGUUUUGUGGGUUAUUUUUGUCUUACGGAUGACUCCCUCUAGACAUUUUAUUCAUUCUAAAAACAGAAAACAAAUAAUUUUUUUAUUCUUAAUUCAUUUUAAAUGUAUUAGAAAUUUUGUAAUGUAGGAUUUUUGUCAAAUAUAUAUAUUAAAGUAUAAAUGUUCAUUUUAUUUAAAUUGUCUCUAAAAAUGCUGUGUAAGAAACAAACGUAAAAUCAUUGGCUCCAGAAUUUAUAAAAAUACUCAUCCUAAUAAUUAAAGAUAUAUGAUAGAAAAAAGUUAUCUUACAUAGACACAGUGGAUAGCGUUAAUGUUAUACAUGCUCUGCAGGUUUAUCAAUGACCUCGAUUUUUUUUCUCUACUUCCAGCUUCAGUUUAAAAAUUUUUCACAAGCUUUUUAUCUCUAUAACAACACAGUCAUUUCAUUAGUAACCAAAUACAUGAUUUUUUUAUGAUUUAUUUAUUUUUUAACUAAAAGUAAUGUUGUAAUUUAUAUUUUAUAAAAUAGUAUGUCUUUUAAAAAGAUAGUGUAUGUAUUGUAUUUAAACAAGAUAUUAUGAGAAUACUCAUAUUAAACUUUUGCCUAUAAACACAUAAAAAAAUUAUAAUUUUAGUAAUAUAACUUUACAACACUGUUUAUAUUUGACAAGUAACACUGUUUGUAUACUACACUGUCUCUGUACCAAAUUUGCCAUAAUUUAAAAAUCAUAACUUUGCCUAAAACUAAUAUUUUAUCACAGUUGGAUUUUUUUUAUAUCUUUACCACCUAAUUCUCUGUUUCUUGACAAAAACAAAUAGUAUUAACACUUUUAUUCAAAUGGAGAAGCCUAACAAAAUGUCUUAUGAAUAGAUUGAGGAAGGUGUAAAACUGAAACCGGAGUGCAUUUAAGUCCACUGCACAAUAUUUUGUAUUAGGAAGUCAUAAGUUUAUGACUUCCCUGCUUGUUUCAUAAGGUGCUUUAUUUUCAGUUUUGUAUUUAAGGCAUUUUUUUUUUAAAUUAACCUUUAUAAUCCAUACAGCAUUGUAUCUUAAACAAAAUAACUUUUAGUUUUGUAUGAGCUUUGAAAACGUGUAUGGGAAGUGAGCUGUGUACAGAUGCCUGAUAAUACUUUGUUAAUGUUCUGCAAAUCACAAAUUUUGCUUAUUUUAAGGUUUACUUUUGUUAUUUUUUCCAUUUUCUUAAAUCUGUAAAGAAUAUGGACUAAGACUACCGCAUUUCUUGAAUGAAUAACUUUAAUAGACAGCCUAUAAGACUUAACAUAGUGAAUCGUAGUUGUUUCGUAAUAAGUAAGUGAUAGGUGUUACGCGCAACACAUAUAAGAGGCUGCCAGUCAUUUAUGUGUUUUCUAAAUGCAGAGAUACAACAAUCUUACCAUUACAUUUUUUUAGUUACUCGAACAUUAAUACAAUUUCACAUUUAUAAAAUAUUAACUGUUUUUAAGUUUAAAAAUAUGGAAAAUGUAAUUACUGUUAAGAAUAAUGAUUUUACAACUUUUUUUCAUUCCAUUAAGGCCAUGUGUUUUCUCUCUUGAUAUAUUAGGUUUCAAGUAAAUAAUUUUGUUCUCUGCAUUUUGAAAAAUCAUAAAUUUUUAGUAUCUACAAUUAUUAGUUAGAGUAUUGCCAAAGGAUUUUGUAAAUAUUUAAUAGCACUAAAUUAAAUAUAAUCCUUAUAAUGCCAAGUUUACGAUCCAGAUUAGUCAAUUUAUUCGUGUUGUCUUUUGUAAAGUCUGAUUAUUUCUAACUAAGCUUAAAUUACCAAUAUUGUUGAUAUAUCCCUGUAGUUUCAUUUUGUUGAAUAUUACCACUGUACAAUACCCUUAGAAUAUUGUAAUAAAAAGUAUUUAUGGAA